CAGCGGAGCCCCGCGGCCUCCGGUGACAUUCUGUGUGGCGGCGGGGGCGCGGAGCCGUGGGGGGGCGACGGUGCGGAGAGACUCUGCUGCUCCGGCCGCCCAUGCCCCAGCUGCUGCCCCCCGGGGGGGAGCCCUGCAGGGGCCCGGCGCCGUGCAGGUUUUCAAUGUGUAACCCAGCUCUGAGUCUGUGAGGCUGCUGUACUACUGAAGCCCGUGUCUAGUUGACCCAGUCUUCCAGACCGUGUGCUCAAUGCUUUGAGACCAGGAGGCCCUUGGUGUUCUGAAAUGAAGAUGGAGGCAGUGGGAAAAGCAGAAGAACUUGUUGAUUCAGAAGUUCCACCAAAGACUUCUGAAAAGCAAGAGACUGCUCCUGAUGAAGACGGACCUAUAGAUCUCGAGACAGAGACUCAGAAAGACACUGUGCCAGCUGGAGCAGACUCUGCGGUGCUCUCUUCAAUGCCUUGCUUACUGAUGGAACUGAGGCGAGACUCCUCGGAGUCUCAACUAGCAUCUACAGAGAGUGAUAAGCCAAUGAGUGGUCGAGUUUAUGAGAGUGACUCUUCUAAUCAUUGCAUGCUUUCCCCUUCUUCCAGUGGGCAUUUGGCUGACUCAGAUACGCUGUCUUCUACAGAAGAGAAUGAGCCCUGUCAAGCUGAAGCUGCUGUAGAGGGAGACCCUUCUGUGGUGUCUGGGACUGCAAUUGGGAGGAAAUCCAGGCGAUCCAGGUCCGAAAGUGAAACUUCAACAAUGGCUGCCAAGAAAAACCGACAGUCUAGUGAUAAGCAGAAUGGUCGAGUUACCAAGGUAAAAGGUCAUAGAAGCCAAAAGCACAAAGAAAGAAUCCGUCUCUUAAGACAGAAAAGGGAGGCAGCUGCUCGCAAGAAGUACAACCUGCUGCAGGACAGCAGUACCAGUGAUAGUGACCUGACGUGCGACUCGAGCACGAGUUCAUCAGAUGAUGAUGAAGAAUUUUCAGGGAGCAGCAAGACAAUCACUGCAGAGAUACCAGAUGGACCUCUAGUUGUAGCUCAUUAUGAUAUAUCAGACACAAAUUCAGACCCAGAAGUGGUAAAUGUGGACAAUCUGUUGGCGGCUGCGGUAGUCCAAGAGCACAAUAAUUCUUUAGCAACCCAAGACUCGGAAUCAACAUGGAAAACCAGAGGGCUGCUAGAUGACCCGAGUGCUGAAACAGGUCAUUUGGAUCCAGACCUCCUUACAAGUGACAAAACCUCUUCUGCUAAUGCCCAGAUCAAUGAAGAAAUUAAUAUUGCCUCUUCUGAUAGUGAAGUAGAGAUUGUUGGAGUUCAAGAACAUGCCAGGUGUGUGCAUCCAAGGGGAGGUGUGAUUCAGAGUGUGUCUUUCUGGAGCGCUCAGCAAACACCAUCAUGGACAGCUGUGGCUCCCCAGCAGAAUUGGUCUUCGCCCCCAGAAGUAGUAGACCUCACUUUGGAUGAGGAUACCAGACGCAAAUAUCUACUGUAGUGCGGUGUCACUGUGUUUCUGCCCUCACCCCUUCUCCCUUUUGUGGCACAGAAGUUCAUUGCUAAAGCUUCAGCUUCAGAAGCCCUGUUCCUGGCAUUACAGAACUCAAACUCACCAAGUUUUUUUCAUUUCCAUAAGAAUGUAGUAUAAUUUCAGUAUCAUUUAAAAUGUUUUUGCCUUCUCAAAGGAGUAUUGCUCCACAGAAUGAAAACCCAAUAGCACCAGAUUUAAAGCGCAUCUACAGUUACUGACAUGUGUGUGUUAAUCUGAAGGAGUAACUGUGUGCAAACUUAACGUCCUCCCACCCUUUCCCACCUCCCAGCUUCAGAACGUUGUUAAUUUAUCAGUGUAUUGAGUUUCUUUGUAGAAGUUAGUAUUUUGCUGUGUGAGCAUCAGUGCUUUUGAGAAAUGCUGUGUCCUCACCGAUUUCAGUGGAACCUGGCAGUGGGGUAUUCAACACUUCUGAAAGUUGGGCCAGGAUUAUUUAUACCCCAGCUGAUGUGGUUACCAGCAGGAGGGACUGUCUUUAAUACAAAUGGCCCAUAACAUAUGCACUGAGCAGCUUUUAGUUAAAGGACUUCUAUUUUCAAUAUAAUUUAUAGUUUACACUCUUGUCAGUGCUGAGUCUUCUGUCUGCUUGACUACUGUGUUUCACUGAUCGUUUCCCCUAGCCUGUGACAGUUUAAAAUAGCAGUAGCAGUAGUGACCUCAUAGCUGCUGAGCAUUGCAAAAGCACAAGAAAAGUGACAAAAAGGCCCAACAUCCCCCUCCCUUUUCAGUAUAUAUAAUUAUACCCGAAUCUUGCCUGGAGUAGGAAAGGGAUGAAACCUUUUGCUCAUAGUCUUCAUUUCUACCGUUGCUUAUUUGCUUCACUGACCAUCUCCAAACAAACAACAAACCUGCUCACACCUUGCAAAGGCCCAGCCUGACAAAGUACUUUAGUGGCUGUGUUGCAUUCAGGCCCAGCAGUUUGCUGAAACUCAUGAGGCCAUUCAAGUGCAUAAAACUCUGCCCGAAAAAGGUAUUGCAGGGUCAGGGCUUUAGGGUUGUGGGUUUUUAAUGUUGUUGUAUUUAACUAGAUCUGCACCAUUUUCCUGGCUUUAGGUCAAGUCUCUUAUCCCAGGUUUGCAGUUGGUUUUCGGGUAUGAUCCAGGAAACACAUUCUACCAGAAUAUUUCCCCAAAUCAGUGGAACUACUUACUUCUAGUGGGCUCCAGUUUCUGUAGCGUGUGUGGAAAUUCCUGCCCCUCAUCCUUCAUUUCUCAAGGCAAAAACCAAAGACUAGACUUUUGACAAGGUGAUACUUUAAAUGUCGAAUGUGCAAUUAAAAUGUUCCUUUGUAUUCAAAAUGUUUCUAGUGGGAAUUUUGUACAGCGGUGUCGUCAGAUUCUUUUGCCAUUUGAGGCUGGGCAGGGGGUGGUCAGGACAUGGGAAGUUCUGUUUUCUGUGUGUGUUGGCUGGUUUCUAAAUUUGUUUGGCUUCCAGUAGUACUAUCCAUGGGCAAAAAAUAAAAGAAGAGACAUAAAAUUACCUUAGUUGUCACAUAACUUAAAAGAAAGACAGAACCCAGCACAGCAGCAGUGGAAUAGUGACAAACAGCUUUUCCUUUAAUAAGCAGAGCGGUUAUGAGCUACACUUUAACAAACAACUAGGUAAGGGAUUGAUACUCUAACAUCAGCCUUUCUUGAACAUCCAAGUGUGUUACUGCAUGGCCAGAAACAUGCACAUGGUGCUUGUAGUGAGGGAGUUCUUUCUGUGGGAGUGGGAGGGAGGGAGCCCGUCUGCAUUGCAGGUGCCCUGCGCUCUCGGGGCACUGUCAGUAGUGGCUGUUGGUCUGUUCUCCUCCUCUUGUAAUGGUGCAGCUCGACCAUCAGCAGUGGGCUGGCACCAGCAGUGGGCUGGCACACGUGCUGCAAAGGCAACUGUAGAACAGUGAGGGAGCGUGGCUGCUUUCCCGUGUUUCACAGAGCCCUUGCAAGACCAGUUUUGAAGAAAGCUGCAGGGACCCAUUUGUCAUCCUUCCACGAAAAAUGCAAACUAACUCUCUUUUGCUUUUUAGUUUGAUGUGACUUCCUUGUAAAUAUGAAAAUGACUGAGUCCUAACCAAACUUCCUCUAAUUGUGCACUGUGCUUGUUUGAAACAACCCCUGUAUUGCAGUCUGAUGCAGGUUUUCUUUUACUUAAAACACUACAUAUUUUCUCCUUUAACAAAUUUGGAAGGGUAGUGACAUGAAAACCGCAGUCAUUGGAUAGCUGGGAAGUGAUUUUCUCCUGUUGGGUUUUUUUAAUUGUUAUUUCUGUUUUUGUUUUGUUUUGUUUUGUUUUUUUUCCUUUGUAAUGAAAAAGAGCAAAAGAUUCCCGGAUGGUUUUGCUCUUCUCAGCAGGAAAGAGAAGUGUUAGCUGUUGUAUGGCUAAGAACCAAUGCAAUUGGAGCCUGAUCCAGAACCCACUGGAGCUGGUGGAGGGCUUUCCAUUGAAUUCAGUGUGUAUUGGCUUGAGCCCUCCAUGGUUUAGCAGUUCCUGAAUUGCUGGAGUGUGAACUUGGGAUCUUCUGUAGUGAAGACAAAUCACUGCUUUAGUAUAUAAAUGUUAAAACUGUGCAACUCUAGUUUAAAAAUUUGAUUCUUCUCGACACUCACUAUUUAGUUCUCAUUUUCCAUCUAGUAUUUAAUGGUCUUUGGAGAAAAAAUAAUAAUAAAACAGAGUGUUAUAUAUAUAUAUAUAAAUA
Molecule: messenger RNA, 4210 nt
Organism: Colius striatus (speckled mousebird)
Lineage: Eukaryota; Metazoa; Chordata; Aves; Coliiformes; Coliidae
Gene: ARK2N
Product: arkadia (RNF111) N-terminal like PKA signaling regulator 2N
Exons: 6
Coding region: 286-1482 (398 amino acids)
Biological process (GO): ubiquitin-dependent protein catabolic process
Molecular function (GO): ubiquitin protein ligase activity
Source: RefSeq, a predicted model, not a curated record